AUGCCCCCUACCGCCUGCAUCCGUUGCAGGCCCCUAGUCGGUGCGACUCGCCAGGUCCUGCGCGCAUCAGGGAAACAGAAACGCGGCUACUCCAUUUGCCCCAGCUUCCAGAAUGCCGUCGUCUUCUCGGGCAUCCAGCCCACCGGUGUCCCACACCUGGGCAACUAUCUAGGCGCCAUGCGCCAGUGGAAGCGGCUGCAGGACGACGCCCACGAGGACGACAAGCUGCUCUACUCGAUAGUCGACCUGCACGCCAUCACGAUGCCGCAGGAUGCUGAGAUCCUGAGGCGGCGCAGGAGAGAGAUGCUGGCUGCCCUGAUCGCAAUUGGCCUUGACCCUGAGAGAUCGAUCCUCUUCUAUCAGUCUUCGGUAUCGCAACACGCCGAGUUGAUGUGGAUUCUGAGCUGCACGGCUUCGAUGGGCUAUCUGAGCAGAAUGACGCAGUGGAAGAGUAAGCUUCAGAUGAGCAACAAGGGUGAGGAUCUCGACGAUGCUGCCGCUGCGAGACUCAAGCUCGGGCUGUUCUCGUACCCGGUACUGCAAGCAGCGGAUAUACUCGUCCACGGCGCCACACACGUGCCCGUCGGCCAUGACCAGAAACAGCACUUGGAGUUCGCACGGGAGUGUGCGACCAACUUCAACCAUAAAUUCGCCAAUGUACUCGUCCCUCCAGAGACCGUACUCACCAAUUCGCCGCGCGUCAUGUCUCUCAUGAACCCGAACAACAAGAUGUCCAAAUCAGCACCGAACGAGAAGUCCCGCAUCCUCAUCAUGGCGGAGCCGCAGGAGAUCCACCAGCGCAUCAUGGGCGCCGUGACCGACUUCGAGAACGUCGUGACCUACGAGCCGCGAAGACGUCCCGGCGUUGCCAACCUGCUGGAGCUGCUUGCGCAGUGCAGCCCGAACUACGUGGCGCCCGCCGUGCUGGCCGAGAAGAUGGCAGGGGCCAGCCUCGGCGAGCUGAAGCAGCAGGUCUCCCGGGCGGUGACUGCUGAGCUGGGCGGUAUCCGUGAUCGCUACCACGACUUGCUGUCGCGGCACGGGGGCAAGUACCUCGACGAGAUCGAAGAGGCCGGGGCCGAGAAGGCGAGGAAGAGCGCGGAGGAAACUAUGAGGGCUGUACGAUAUGCCGUGGGAUUGUCGUCCCGUUAG
Anthostomella pinea is the source of this 1152-nucleotide messenger RNA. Lineage: Eukaryota; Fungi; Ascomycota; Sordariomycetes; Xylariales; Xylariaceae. The record is from the annotation of a GenBank genome assembly.